Molecule: messenger RNA, 3748 nt
Organism: Coregonus clupeaformis (lake whitefish)
Lineage: Eukaryota; Metazoa; Chordata; Actinopteri; Salmoniformes; Salmonidae
Product: fibroin heavy chain-like
Exons: 27
Coding region: 32-3526 (1164 amino acids)
Source: RefSeq, a predicted model, not a curated record
GGUACUGGAUCUGGAUCUAAGGCAGCCAAAUAUGGACCAGGUGGGGCAGGAGGGGCCCUUGGUGCUGGAGCAGCUGGAGGUGCAGGGGCUGGGACAGAAACGGGGACUGGGACUGGAGCUGGGACGGGUGCUGGAGGUGUGCCUGGUGGGGCCGGAAGCAAACCUGAUAAAUAUGGAGGUGCAGGACCUACACCUGGCCCUGGCACAGGAGUGGGAGGAGAUGGCACUGUGUCAGGAGCAGGGAGAGACGAGACAGGCGCAGGAGGAGCAGGCACAGGAGGAGCAGGCACAGGCGCAGGCAGGAAGAGGGGGUACAGGAGGAGCAGGCACAGGAGCAGGAGGUGAGCCUGGUGGUGCCGGUGGGGUUCUAGAAGGAUCUGGAAGUUCCGGUGGCCCAGGAGAUGGUACCGGCCUCACAGCUGGCGCUCUCGGAGGAGGGGUGGGAGACACAGGAAUCCCUAUCAUUGGAGUAAAACCAGAUAAAUCGGGGCUCGGAGGGACAGCAAUCCCAGGUGGAAUUGCAGUGCCAGAAAUUGGUGCUGAAGUUGUUCAACCCAGUGCUGGAGCUGAUCGGGUAGGAGUUCCCUCUGGAGGUGCUGCUGUCGGUGAUAUCACUGGAGUGGGGACGCUACCUGGAGCUAAACCUCUGAAGGCUCCAAGAGGAGAUACACCUGGUGAAGGAGAUGGAGAUACAGGAGGAGGACCAAGAGGUGUUGGAGGAGGUCCUGGUGGUGCAGGAGGAGUAGGCAGUGGAUCUGGCGGAGUGGGAAGAGAUGGUGAUGGUAAAGAAGGAGCAGGAGGAGGACAGGAAGGAACAGGGGGGAAAGACGGUGGUGCAGUUAGAGUGGGAGGAGGUCCUAAUGGUGCAGGGGGACCUGGAGGUUCAGGAACAGGAGGUGGAGGAGCAGGAGUAGGACCUGGAGGAGUUGGAGGAGGAGCAGGACCAGGCAGCAGUGACAAACCACCCAAAGGUUACGGAGCAGGUGGAGCUGGCAGUCUGGGUGCAGGAGGUGUUGGAGGUGCAGGAGUAACAGGAGGAGCCGGUCUGGUCCCUGGGACUGGUGGUGCCGGUGAUGUAGGAGUUGGAACCCCCAAACCAGGAAAAAGUUACGGAGCUGGUGGAGCUGGAGGGGUCCUGCCAGGUGGAGGUCUACGUUACCCAACUGGGGCUGGAAUAGGACUGGGCUCAGGGAAGCCAGGCAAAGGAUAUGGUGCUGGCCAACUUGGAGCAGGAGGACAAGGUCCUGGAGGAUAUGGUGCUGGACCAGGCGGAUACGGUGCCGGUCCUGGAGGAUACGGCACUGGACCUGGUGGCUAUGGGGCCAGACCCGGUGGUUAUGGUGCUGGUCCAGGCAGUUAUGGGGCUGGCCCGGGAGGUUAUGGGGCUGGAGCUGGUCCCGGUGGCUAUGGUGCUGGGCCAGGUGGCUACAGGGCUGGGGCUGGGCCUGGAGGCUAUGGAUCCAAGCCAGGCAAGACUGGAGGUGCUGGGGCCGGUGGUGUUGGUGGAGGUCUGGGUGGAGCUGGAAGCCAUGGUGCUGUAGGAGCCGGAGCAGGACCAGGAGGAGUGGGUGGAGGUCUAGGAGGAGGUGAAGGAAGAGGUCAAGGUGGAGCUGGACCAGGGGGCUAUGGACCAGGUGGAGGUGGACCAGCUGGCUAUAGACCAGGUGGAGCUGGUAGCAGAUACCCCACAGGCGCUGGAACUGGUACAGGAACUGGCACUGGAAAACCACCUAAAAGCUAUGGGGAAGCCGUUGGAGCUGGAGCUGGGCUUGGUGGUUAUGGACCAGGAGGAACUGGGGCCGGACUAGGUGGAGCUGGAGCCAGACCAGGUGGGGCUGGGGCCGGACAAGGUGGAUAUGGUGCCGGACCUAAAGGUUAUGGACCAGGUGGAGCAGGGCCGGGAGGAGCUGGGGUCAGACCAGGUGGAGCAGAGGCCGGACCUGGUGGCUACGGUGCUGGGCCUGGAGGUUAUGGACCAGGUGGAGCUGGGGUGGGACCAGGUGGAUAUGGACCAGGUGGAGCUGGGGUGGGACCAAGUGGAUAUGGACCAGGUGGAACUGGGGUGGGACCAGGUGGAUAUGGACCAGGUGGAGCUGGGGUGGGACCAGGUGGAGCUGGGGUGGGACCAGGUGGAUAUGGACCAGGUGGAGCUGGGGUGGGACCAGGUGGAUAUGGAUCAGGUGGCGCUAGGGUGGGACCAGGUGGAUAUGGACCAGGUGGAGCUGGGGUGGGACCAGGUGGAUAUGGACCAGGUGGACCUGGGGUGGGACCAGGUGGAUAUGGACCAGGUGGAUCUGGAGCUCAUAAAUAUGGUAUGCUAAGUGGUGCCCUUGGAGGAGGACAAGCAGCUGGCCAGGGAAGAGUGCCAGGAGGGGGAGCAGGGACUGGACUAGGCCAGGGAGGAGUGCCUGGAUCUGGGAUUGGUGGUGGUAUUGGUCCGGGUGCUGGGUAUGGAUCUGGUGUUGGAACUCAUGGUGGUUAUGGACCAGGAGGGGGUGCUGGGACCGGACUUGGUCAGGGAAGAGCUGGGGCUGGACCAGGUGGCUUUGGACCAGGUGGAGCUGGGGCUGGACAGGGAACUGGAGCUGGAGGGUAUGACGCAAAUGCAAAAGCUCGUAAAUAUGGAAUGCUAAGUGGUGCCCUUGGGACCCCAGGAGGAGGACAGGCAGCCGGCCUGGGAAGAGUGCCAGGAGGGGGAGCAGGGACUGGACUAGGCCAGGGAGGAGUGCCUGGAUCUGGGAUUGGUGGUGGUAUUGGUCCGGGUGCUGGGUAUGGAUCUGGUGUUGGAACUCAUGGUGGUUAUGGACCAGGAGGGGGUGCUGGGACCGGACUUGGUCAGGAAAGAGCUGGGGCUGGACCAGGUGGCUUUGGACCAGGUGGAGCUGGGGCUGGACAGGGAACUGGAGCUGGAGGGUAUGACGCAAAUGCAAAAGCUCGUAAAUAUGGAAUGCUAAGUGGUGCCCUUGGGACCCCAGGAGGAGGACAGGCAGCCGGCCUGGGAAGAGUGCCAGGAGGGGGAGCAGGGACUGGACUAGGCCAGGGAGGAGUGCCUGGAUCUGGGAUUGGUGGAGGUCGAGGAGUCCCUGGUGGUUAUGUUCCUGGUUCUGGAUAUGGAACUGUUGGUGGUUAUGGACCAGGAGGGGGUGCUGGAACUGGACUUGGCCAGGGAGGAGUUGGGGCCAUACCAGGUGGCUACGGGGCUGGGCCUGGUGGUUAUGGACCAGGCGGAGCUGGACAGGGACAGGGUGCAGUGAAGCCAAACAAAUCAGGUUAUGGCUCCUCCUCCUUGGGUGGAGCUCACUUUGGACCAGGAGGUGGAGCAGGUGGGGUACCUGGUGCUGGAGAUGCCAGGCGAAGAGGAGGAGUACCAGGAGGAUACGGAGUAGGAGAGGUGGGACAAGCAGGGCAGAAAUCCAAGGCACAGAAGGCAGCCAAAUACACAGCCAUGCAGGGCUUCCUGGGAGCACGCAGCUACAGAGGGGGUGCCGACUGCCAGGGUAAAUACUGCGGACGGAGGAGGAAGUGAGAGAGCAGCAAAAGGAAGUGACCUCAUCAACAACAUUGUGGCGCUACUGCAUGAUUCCAGAAUGUACCGAUUCUUCAACUACCAACAUGUUCCCUUUUUUUCUUUUAAAGUGUAAAUCUCAGGCAAUGGCAAAACCAGAGGCUAUGUUUGAUAUUUUUAUCUGAAACUGUGAUCAUGUGUUUUAUAUUGUUCCUCACCUGUUCCCCCGUGUACACCUUUAAC